AUGCCUCUACGAAACCUACCCCGGGGCGCAAUUGCGCCAAGGAUCGUUGGAGGAGGGGCGUUCUCGCGACAAUGCGGACCUGGUGCGGGAGUGGGAAGAAUAAUGCAGAGACGCUGGGCAAGCAAUGAUAAGAAGAUGGGCAAGGACGAAGAGAAGCCUUUUUACCUGCAGUUGAACGAGAGUAUCUACGAGCGUGUGCAGAAAGAGAAGGCCGAGCAGAUCCAAAUUCAGUCUAUGCAGCAGAGAACAGCCAGAGGGCAAUUCUUUGCGACAGUCGUCGCAUGUCUUCUCACCGCCGGCAUAGGCUACUACUAUGGCCAAAUGAUACCACCCAAAGCAGACAACAGCUCGACCGCGCCGCUCGAAACUUUCAACCCUCCCAAACACAACAUCUCCGAAGCGAACAUGGAAGCAGCAUGGGUAGACUUCCGCGACAUUGUUGGUGAGGAGAACAUUACAAUAGACAAGAACGACCUGGAAUCGCACAGUGGAUCUUCGUGGUCGUCGCAUCCAGCUGAACCAGGCGAUGUACCGUUUUGCGUUGUCAAGCCGGGUAGCACUUUGGAGGUCAGCGCGAUUAUGAAGAUCUGCCACGAGCGCAAGAUUCCCGUUACACCAUACAGUGGAGGCACAAGUCUGGAGGGACAUUUUGCGGCGACAAGAGGUGGCAUUUGUAUCGACUUCAGUCGCAUGGACAAGAUUUUGAAGCUACACAAGGAGGACAUGGACGUUGUUGUGCAGCCGGCAGUGGGGUGGGAACUGCUCAACGAGGAACUUUCCAAGGACGGCCUUUUCUUUCCCCCUGACCCAGGUCCAGGCGCAAUGAUCGGUGGCAUGGUUGGGACAGGAUGCUCAGGCACGAAUGCGUAUCGGUACGGCACAAUGAAGGACUGGGUCAUCUCGCUCACGGUAGUGCUAGCAGACGGAACUGUUAUUAAGACACGAAAAAGACCACGAAAGUCAUCGGCUGGAUACGACCUUACGCGAAUGUUCAUCGGUAGCGAGGGUACAUUAGGUCUCGUCACAGAAGCGACGCUCAAAGUUACUGUCAAGCCACAACACACUAGCGUAGCCGUAUGCGCCUUCCCAUCCGUUCGUGCAGCAGCAGAUUGCGUGUUCAAAGUCGUUGGCGCCGGCGUACCUAUCGCAGCCAUUGAGAUUCUAGAUGAUGUUCAAAUGCAAUGCAUCAACGACGCCGGUCAAACCUCCAAAACAUGGAAAAACGCACCGACUCUCUUUUUCAAGUUCGCCGGUACCCAAAGCUCCGUCAAGGAGCAAAUCAGUCAAGUCCAGGGUCUAGCUAAGAAGUCUGGGUCUGUGAGCUUUGAAUUCGCAAAAUCAGAACAAGAAAAAGAAGACCUCUGGCAGGCCAGGAAAGAAGCCCUAUGGAGUGUCAUGGCGAAGGCUGGGGGUGAUCCAGACAUGGGAGUCUGGACUACCGAUGUCGCCGUCCCCAUAUCAAAGUUACCCCAAAUUAUUGAAGAAACAAAAGAGAAGAUCAAGCAAAGCGGGCUCUUGGCCAGCAUCGUCGGCCACGUUGGUGACGGAAACUUUCACUCAAUCAUCCUUUACAAUCGCAACCGCGACCAUGCAAAGGCAUCACACCUUGUCCACGAAAUGGUCAAACGCGCCAUCGAACUAGAAGGCACUGCUACGGGCGAACACGGUGUUGGCCUCGUCAAGAGAGAUUAUUUACCCCAUGAAGUUGGGCAAACGACCGUCGAUGCCAUGAGGCAGCUCAAGAAGGCGUUUGACCCGCUUUGCUUGCUGAACUGCGAUAAAGUUGUUCGAGCGACGCUGCCGAAGAAAGGCGAGGUAGCCGAAUGGUGA
Pyrenophora tritici-repentis Pt-1C-BFP is the source of this 1830-nucleotide messenger RNA. Its product is annotated as GlcD, FAD-FMN-containing dehydrogenase. NCBI's taxonomy places the organism in Eukaryota, Fungi, Ascomycota, Dothideomycetes, Pleosporales, Pleosporaceae. The record is from RefSeq and is a predicted model, not a curated record. Gene Ontology annotation, biological process: lactate catabolic process. Gene Ontology annotation, cellular component: mitochondrion. Gene Ontology annotation, molecular function: D-lactate dehydrogenase (cytochrome) activity; D-lactate dehydrogenase (NAD+) activity; FAD binding.